Closterium sp. Yama58-4 is the source of this 3042-nucleotide messenger RNA. The record is from the annotation of a GenBank genome assembly. NCBI's taxonomy places the organism in Eukaryota, Viridiplantae, Streptophyta, Zygnematophyceae, Desmidiales, Closteriaceae.
AUGGACCCCAGCAAGCGCUAUCAGGUGCGGCCCAGCAGCGCCAAGUACGACGCGCGGCCCGGCAUCAAGUGGUCCGACAGCCUCUGGGGCUUCCGCGUCAUCGUCGCCGUCAUUAUCGGCCUCGCUGUAGCGGGAUUCGCUUUCGUCCUGCCCGGUUUGGCGAGCCCGACUCUGCAGGCGGUGCUGUACGCGGUAGUGAGUGCUGCGGUGUUCCUGGCGCUGCUCUUCCUUUUCCUCGUGCAACACGUCGACCCUGGGAUCAUCCCGCCUUCUGAGAUUAAAGACCCCGAGGUGGUGGCAGCAGAGAGGGGCCAGAUCUCCCCGGACCUUGUCAUUGACUCGCACGGCCAGUGGGCACGCCGCCGCUUGCUGCUGGACGGGCGGUCGGAGAUCACCCAGCGAUACUGCAGCACGUGCAACGUGUGGCGGCAACCCAGGACCAGCCACUGCUCCCGAUGUGGCUUCUGCAUGGAGCGGUUCGACCACCACUGCGGGGCGGUGGGCACAUGUGUUGCUCGCAAGAACCACCGCUUCUUCACUGGCUUCCUCUUUUCCGCUUCCCUGGCAUCAGGCCUGCUCCUCUAUGCGACAAUUCUGCGACUCAAGGCGGAGGACUGGGAUAAGGGUCUAAUCGAGCAGGAGGUGCAUGUGCCCUUCCUCAUGCUGCUCGCCCUCGCCUACUUUUCCCCUCCCCAAAUCCCCCUGUCUCCAUUGCCACCCCCUGUCCCCCACAUCCCACCUCCCCCUCCCACCUCCUGUCCUCUCAUUGUCUCCCCCUGUCCCCUCCCCUCCUCUCCCUGUGUCUUUGUUCCCACCUCCCCCACAUCCCACCUCCCCCACAUCCCACCUCCCCCUCCCCAGGGGCCUAAGCGAGCAGGAGGUGUAUGUGUUCUUCCUCAUGCUGCUCGCCCUCGUUCCUCCCCUUCUACUGAUUGUACUCCCAACCUCCCUCACCUCCCCCACACCAGGGGACUGAGCGAGCAGGAGGUGUAUGUGUUCUUCCUCAUGCUGCUCGCCCUCGUUCCUCUGCUUCUACUGAUUUCACCUCUUAAGUCACCUCUUAAGUCACCUCUUAAGUCACCUCUUAAGUCACCUCUUAAGUCACCUCUUAAGUCACCUCUUAAGUCACCUCUUAAGUCACCUCUUAAGUCACCUCUUAAGUCACCUCUUAAGUCACCUCUUAAGUCACCUCUUAAGUCACCUCUUAAGUCACCUCUUAAGUCACCUCUUAAGUCACCUCUUAAGUCACCUCUUAAGUCACCUCUUAAGUCACCUCUUAAGUCACCUCUUAAGUCACCUCUUAAGUCACCUCUUAAGUCACCUCUUAAGUCACCUCUUAAGUCACCUCUUAAGUCACCUCUUAAGUCACCUCUUAAGUCACCUCUUAAGUCACCUCUUAAGUCACCUCUUAAGUCACCUCUUAAGUCACCUCUUAAGUCACCUCUUAAGUCACCUCUUAAGUCACCUCUUAAGUCACCUCUUAAGUCACCUCUUAAGUCACCUCUUAAGUCACCUCUUAAGUCACCUCUUAAGUCACCUCUUAAGUCACCUCUUAAGUCACCUCUUAAGUCACCUCUUAAGUCACCUCUUAAGUCACCUCUUAAGUCACCUCUUAAGUCACCUCUUAAGUCACCUCUUAAGUCACCUCUUAAGUCACCUCUUAAGUCACCUCUUAAGUCACCUCUUAAGUCACCUCUUAAGUCACCUCUUAAGUCACCUCUUAAGUCACCUCUUAAGUCACCUCUUAAGUCACCUCUUAAGUCACCUCUUAAGUCACCUCUUAAGUCACCUCUUAAGUCACCUCUUAAGUCACCUCUUAAGUCACCUCUUAAGUCACCUCUUAAGUCACCUCUUAAGUCACCUCUUAAGUCACCUCUUAAGUCACCUCUUAAGUCACCUCUUAAGUCACCUCUUAAGUCACCUCUUAAGUCACCUCUUAAGUCACCUCUUAAGUCACCUCUUAAGUCACCUCUUAAGUCACCUCUUAAGUCACCUCUUAAGUCACCUCUUAAGUCACCUCUUAAGUCACCUCUUAAGUCACCUCUUAAGUCACCUCUUAAGUCACCUCUUAAGUCACCUCUUAAGUCACCUCUUAAGUCACCUCUUAAGUCACCUCUUAAGUCACCUCUUAAGUCACCUCUUAAGUCACCUCUUAAGUCACCUCUUAAGUCACCUCUUAAGUCACCUCUUAAGUCACCUCUUAAGUCACCUCUUAAGUCACCUCUUAAGUCACCUCUUAAGUCACCUCUUAAGUCACCUCUUAAGUCACCUCUUAAGUCACCUCUUAAGUCACCUCUUAAGUCACCUCUUAAGUCACCUCUUAAGUCACCUCUUAAGUCACCUCUUAAGUCACCUCUUAAGUCACCUCUUAAGUCACCUCUUAAGUCACCUCUUAAGUCACCUCUUAAGUCACCUCUUAAGUCACCUCUUAAGUCACCUCUUAAGUCACCUCUUAAGUCACCUCUUAAGUCACCUCUUAAGUCACCUCUUAAGUCACCUCUUAAGUCACCUCUUAAGUCACCUCUUAAGUCACCUCUUAAGUCACCUCUUAAGUCACCUCUUAAGUCACCUCUUAAGUCACCUCUUAAGUCACCUCUUAAGUCACCUCUUAAGUCACCUCUUAAGUCACCUCUUAAGUCACCUCUUAAGUCACCUCUUAAGUCACCUCUUAAGUCACCUCUUAAGUCACCUCUUAAGUCACCUCUUAAGUCACCUCUUAAGUCACCUCUUAAGUCACCUCUUAAGUCACCUCUUAAGUCACCUCUUAAGUCACCUCUUAAGUCACCUCUUAAGUCACCUCUUAAGUCACCUCUUAAGUCACCUCUUAAGUCACCUCUUAAGUCACCUCUUAAGUCACCUCUUAAGUCACCUCUUAAGUCACCUCUUAAGUCACCUCUUAAGUCACCUCUUAAGUCACCUCUUAAGUCACCUCUUAAGUCACCUCUUAAGUCACCUCUUAAGUCACCUCUUAAGUCACCUCUUAAGUCACCUCUUAAGUCACCUCUGAAGUCACCUCGCCUCCCUGACUGCACCACCAAGUAG